GAAAAAGACUGUCCAGCUUUCGUGUUGUGCCGAACUCCAGAUCUUUACAGCUGAGAUGUUCUGUAACUGGCUGUCGAACCGCCGACUGCAAAACAUGUCGGUAGUUGAGACGUAAGGAAGGAAGACACUGUGGUUGACUUUAACGCAAUCCUGCGUAUCACAAUCACAAGUGACUUUGCCGAAAAAAGUUGGGCAUGUCGCGUCGUUCAGUUUGCCUUAACACGGAUGAUUACGCUCAGCGGACAUUUGUACGCGCUAGUGAACUCAAUAGCAUCGACAUCAGUCCCUGUCCUCAAAGCGUCGCACAGUAUGAGCCAUGAACCAACACUAGCGAAUCAUUGACGAAGUAUAAGGUCGCGCAGGUCAUCACGACGCUGUGCGAAUAGACUUAGUGAGUUUUUGAAAAUUCGCCGCGUUUUUAGCAACAGAGUCGACCAUAAAUGGCAUAACGAUCUCUGUGGCACAUCAAUUAGAGCCGUAGUUUUUAGAUGACAGUAUGGCGCAUGUUGCUCUCUAGUAUUGUGCGAAUAUGAUGAGAUGCCCUCACGACCUGCGUGAAAUGCAGCGCUCUGCCAUGAGGUUUUCAACUGGGAAGAAAAAGCGACACUUGAACUUGUAGACAUACUGAAUAAAGCUUUAGUCGCGGGUGAAAGACGCGGACACAUCCGUGGACCUGCUUCGAUCGCAAUAAAAACAAUAUGAAUCAACGCACUCGACAAUAUCUCGCGCUACCUGCACAACACAACCGCAACGUGAAGAUUGCAGCAGUCCUUCAAACAAUCCAGAUGACGCGAAGAUUGAACUAACUCGGAUUUGACGAGGUUAAACCGUAUUGGUUUUGAGUUUGACUGCAAAGUCCUGAUGCUAUUCAAUGGCGAAAGUUGCAAUUUUAACAUCCAAAUACGUCGUCAAAACGUUUUUAUUAAAUCGAUGAUCAAAGUUGAGAACAUUGAGCCCAAUGUUGAUGGCGCGACACAACAUCUGAAGAAUAAAAUGCACGAUCGUGAAGACCACCAAAAAAACUUGAUAAAUGAUGAGAAUGCGGUCAGAUUUACAGAUAUCAUUCGUUUAAAAACAAUAACUUGGAUACACCUAGUGGUGAUAAUCUUUCUGGUAUAUUGAUACAAAACUAUCAUAACCUCUGCGGUCUCAUGAAUACUUCAUCCACAUUGUGUCGCAAACAAAUCAGCACCAACAAGAAGAAUGACAAGUUAUCCGUUGCGAAUUCAGGGCAUUUUUUCUUACACUUCCAUCUCUAUUAGGCACGAGUUGUCUCCCAUUACACAAUACACACCACGUCAAUACCACGUACUUUAAUCGAGUGGUUCGUUGGUCGUCCAUUCAGUCGCAUCAACUGUCGCACGAGCACCACGUAAUAUUUUCAGAUUAUUAUCAUGCAAGGUUUUCUGUCGACUUUUUCUAUUCAAAGUUACCCUUGCUUUCGUUGAUACGAAAGGAGAACCAAAUGCAAUUAUAAUUUACUUGGACAUUACGUGAACAAUGCUUUCAUUUUCUUGAAAAAUGAUGCGAGAAUACAAUAACUUUCGGCUUGUGGACCGCUCUACUUGCAUCUGCAGAAUUCUAACUACAACACCGCUAAAAGUUAUAAGCAUCCAUGUUAAGCUAUUAAAAAUGAUUUGGAUAGCCGUUGAAGUUAGAAACUAUAAACUAUUUUUGUUGCUGCUGCUGGUCAUCGUCGUCAAUGCUGCAUCCCGAGAUCCUAUUGCAACUGCUGAUUUACGAUAUCGCGUCAACAACACAGAAACCCAAGCUCAUGUACGCAACAUCGUGAUGUGUAAAUAUCAAACAAGCUUCCAUGGGUU
Plasmopara halstedii is the source of this 1823-nucleotide messenger RNA. RefSeq lists its product as uncharacterized. The record is from RefSeq and is a predicted model, not a curated record. Bases 862 to 1122 code for a protein of 86 amino acids. The transcript has a single exon. NCBI's taxonomy places the organism in Eukaryota, Oomycota, Peronosporomycetes, Peronosporales, Peronosporaceae.